Seminavis robusta is the source of this 1707-nucleotide messenger RNA. The record is from the annotation of a GenBank genome assembly. NCBI's taxonomy places the organism in Eukaryota, Bacillariophyta, Bacillariophyceae, Naviculales, Naviculaceae.
AUGGCGGAAGAGGUAGCCACAGCCACCAAAGAAAUGGCAAUCGAAGCAGAGGAAAACGAGCAAGACGAUGGACAAGAUCCAUUAGUAGAGGAAACAAACGAGCAAGCAGCAGCAGUCGUAGUGCACUGCUCAGACGAUGAAGAAGCGACCAGUAUCCACGUUUCUGAAUUGGAAUGGGGAGCAGCAACAGAUGACCCUGAGAUCAGCGAUCCCCACCGUGGUGACGAGGUUGACAGUUUGUUGGAUCUGGAGGCUCCAUCUCCCCCCGAACCGUCGAAUUUUCCUGCCAGAGCCGAGGCGGUUAUUGCAGAGCCUCUGGACGAAUCUAUCAGGGGGAUUCCUGUAGUCAAGAUUUCGCACCGUCAAGAAGAAAUCAUUAAUGUUCCAGAGAUUGUGGAGCUGGACGAGGAUGACGAGAAGGCACCUGAUGAUGCACGUCCAAAUGGAGGCGUCCGUCUUGCCAGGGCCAUUCGCAACAGUGUCUUGUUUAAAAGGCCCCAGAUGGUGAGUGUAGAUGUGGAAGCCACGCCUAUCCAUGAACCUUCUGUUCGAACUGUUGGAGAUAGCUUUGAUGAGGACGAAGAACCUCUCCCCGUCUCACAGCAUCGCGUAGCUCAAUUCAUCUCGGCACGGGUGAUCCGCAAAAAUCCCACUGAUGACCUUGGAUUCAAAAUCCGCAUGGAAGAAGAAGAGAAUAUUUUCGGGGUUACAGCCAUCAAGAAAGAUGGGCUUCUAGCAAAUAGUCCAAUUCUAGAAGGAGACAAAUUGAUUAGCAUUAAUUCCCAGGCAUGCCUGGGAAUGAAGCUUCCUGGAAUCAUGCGAUUGCUGGAAACAGCAACAGACCACGUGACUAUCACAUGUCAAAAUCCUAGAGGUGAUGGGUCCCUCGUGGAAUGCUACGUGAUGAGGCCCACUCCGUCUACCAAACUUGGAAUAGACUUGACGAACCAGCCAACCCAUCGGAGGGCUAGAAGGACUCGGACUCGACCAGUGAUUAACUCUGUGGACAGUGAAGGGAUCAUGGUGGACUCCUUGCUCAACCCUGGCGACCGUAUCUUGUCCGUCAAUGGUCAGUCCGUAUCAGACACCCGUGCCGUAGCAGAGGUUUUAUCAAAGACAACGUCACCCCACGUCACCGUUUUGGCCAGGACCAAGGAGCAAACCGCAGCUAUCGUGACCACAGAGCCUGAACAAGGCACCAGAUCUCGCGUCUUUGAUCUCUAUGGCACUCCGGCCCGAGCGUUGCGCCUCCGUGAUGGCCGAGCAGACACUCAAGCCUAUGACUCGGCCAGGCAAGCCACCAAUAUAGGAGCCAUUGCGCUCGCCAUCAUUCUGGUGGCAACCCCGGCCAGAAGCGGUGUGUUCAUCACGGGAAAGAAUUGGAUGUUUGCAGUCUUUGCACUCUUUGGCAUUGUCAAUGUGCCCUGGUUCUUUCGCAAACCUGGGCAGAGAUUCUCUCUGUUGCAAGCUUUGUGCAACGCCUUGCUGCUCGGUUACAUGACCUAUGUUUUGUUUGUUGAAUCCAAGGACGACGAGGAGUUCUCUACUGCUUGGUUUUGCGCCUUUUACAUUCCCUUGCUUCUGUUAGUCAACAUCCCUGUCUGUUUUGUCCAGCCUGAAGAGGCUGAUGGGCCCUUGGACGCUAACGAUCACGAGCCAACAACCACGGACGGAGAAGAUCAUCGGGUUGGAGUGUGCCCAGUGUAG